UUAACAACAACGUUUUAGGACGAAUUCAGUUCCCUUUUUCAUUGUCCUUUUUCCCUAAGUCUGAGGUAGAGAAAAAUUGCAUUUCUCUCUGCCUUAGACUGCAAUGGCGUUCCAAGAUUUCGACCUCGUGUCUGAAAGGCGGAAAACCAAUGCCAAAUCACACCUAAGAAAAAAAAUUAUGGUUGGCGUUACUUCCGCCCUUCUCAUAGCAUGUGUCAUAGCAGCUGCAGCUUUCGUUAUCGUGAGACAUACGGGACUAGGACUGGACAAUAAUUCGAAACAAGUUCCGACUGCAGCUUCAGAAGCCACGCAUGUCGAUAAAUAUUCCAGGCUUGUGAAAAUGCUAUGUAGCAAUUCAGAUUACAAGGCAAAAUGUGAAAGCACACUUACUGAGGCAUUGAAAAAAGAUCCUAAGUUGACAGAACCAAAGGAUCUUCUAAUGGUUUCUAUGGUAGUCGCCCAGAAUGAAAUUAAUAGGGCGUUCAACGAAUCUUCGAACUUGAAAUUCGCUAACGAGGAAGAAAAGGGAGCUUAUGAUGAUUGUAAAGUAAUGUUUGCUUCUUCUAAAGAAGAAUUGGGAUUCUCAAUCAAUGAAGUUGGUCAAGUUGAUGUUUCCAAACUAGCUUCAAAAGAAGCUGAUUUGAAUAACUGGCUUAGUGCUGUUUUAUCUUACCAACAAACGUGCAUUGAUGGUUUCCCCGAAGGAGAUUAUAAGGAAAAAUUGGAGAAGAUGUUUACUGAAUCAAGGCAACUUGUGAGCAAUUCACUUGCUGUUGUUUCACAAGUUUCUCAAAUUGUUAAUGUAUUCCAUGGUGGACUUGCUGGACUCAGAUUACCUUUGGGUAAAACUGCACCAACUCCCGCUCCCGUUGCUGUUGCUGCUGCUCGUGGUGCUGCUGCUCCUGCUGGUUCGCCUGGUGCUGCACCUUUUGGUGCUCCCGGUGCUUCUCCAAUAGUCGAUGCUCCUGCUGGUGCUCCUGGCGCUGCUCCGGUUGGUGAUGUUGCUGCUCCUCCUCCAUGGGCUGCACCAGUUCUUGAGUUGGUUGGAUCAACUGAGAAACCUACUCCUAAUGUCACCGUUGCGCAAGAUGGUAGUGGAGAUUUCAAAACCAUCUCUGAAGCUUUGGCUGCCAUACCAUUAACCUAUGAAGGAAGGUAUGUUGUUUAUGUUAAAGAAGGAGUGUAUGAUGAGUUGGUUACAGUAACAAAGAAAAUGGUGAACCUUACCAUGUAUGGUGAUGGAGGUUUAAAGAGUAUCGUCACCGGAAACAAAAAUUUCGUCGAUGGAGUUAGAACUUUCCAAACUGCAUCAUUCGUUGUACUUGGAUGUGGAUUUGUUGGAAGAGACAUGGGAUUCAGAAACACAGCCGGUGCGAUAAAGCAUCAAGCCGUGGCCGCCAGGAUCCAAGCAGAUCAAACUGUAUUCGUCAACUGCAACUUUGAGGGUUACCAAGACACACUCUAUGCGCAAACUCACAGACAAUUCUACCGCGACUGUGUCAUUUCAGGCACAAUCGAUUUCAUCUUCGGUGACGCGUCAGCAGUCUUCCAAAACUGCGAAAUGGUCCUUAGGAAGCCGCUGGAGAACCAACAAAACAUUGUGACAGCACAAGGAAGAAUCGACAAACAAGAAAACACCGGAUUCGUUCUACAAAAAUGUGUGAUCAAGGGAGAAGCUGACCUUCCUCCAACUACCAAGAACUACAUUGGAAGACCAUGGAAGGAAUAUUCAAGAACAAUUAUCAUGGAGUCUGACAUAGGUGCAUUGAUUCAUCCUGAAGGUUGGUUACCUUGGGAAGGUGAUUUUGCACUAACAACGUUGUAUUAUGGUGAGUAUAACAACGUUGGUGCUGGUGCUAACACUGAUGCUAGAGUUAAGUGGAUUGGACGCAAAAAUAUUAAUAGGGAGGAGGCUCUCACUUAUACUGUGGAACCUUUCUUGCAAGGAACAUGGAUCAAUGGUACGGGUGUCCCAGCUAAUUUGGGAUUGUACAAUUGAUUUAUUUUUUUAUAAAUGUAGCACUUUUGUGUACACAACUUCAGUUCAAUGCUUGAAUAGACAAUUCAU
This is a messenger RNA of Lathyrus oleraceus (garden pea), 2068 nucleotides long. RefSeq names its product putative pectinesterase/pectinesterase inhibitor 45. The transcript is spliced from 3 exons. Gene Ontology annotation, molecular function: pectinesterase activity; enzyme inhibitor activity. Gene Ontology annotation, biological process: cell wall modification. The coding region runs from base 104 to 1999 and encodes 631 amino acids. The record is from RefSeq and is a predicted model, not a curated record. NCBI's taxonomy places the organism in Eukaryota, Viridiplantae, Streptophyta, Magnoliopsida, Fabales, Fabaceae.